Messenger RNA from Colletotrichum siamense, 2598 nucleotides. It is a transcript of the gene STE11, whose product is annotated as Serine/threonine-protein kinase STE11. The coding region runs from base 1 to 2598 and encodes 865 amino acids. Gene Ontology annotation, molecular function: ATP binding; protein kinase activity; protein binding. The transcript is spliced from 3 exons. The record is from RefSeq and is a predicted model, not a curated record. NCBI's taxonomy places the organism in Eukaryota, Fungi, Ascomycota, Sordariomycetes, Glomerellales, Glomerellaceae. Gene Ontology annotation, biological process: protein phosphorylation; signal transduction.
AUGGCAAUGCUAGCCCCCAAGACCGCCGCCUUCCCGGCGCCCCUGAACACCAACAACCCCAUGGUGUCCAGCGUCUCGACCGGCGGUAUGCCGCCUUCGAGACGCGCACCCACGAUCCCGAACCAGACAACCUCCUACGCCAGUCCCACAGAGUCCGAAUUUUCAGAGAGCGACGGUCCCGACGCUGUCAAGAACUGGGAUGAGGAGAAGGUAUGCGACUACCUCCGCAGCGUCAAGUGUGGCGAGUACGAGAAGCUCUUCCGCAAGAACCACAUCAACGGCGAGAACCUCCUCGAGCUUGACAAGGAUGUCCUCAAGGAAAUGGGUAUCGAAAAAGUCGGCGACCGCGUUCGCCUUUUUCUUGGAAUUAAGAAGUUGAGGACCAAGGCGUACGCAAACCAGAAGAAGCGGAAUAGGGAUUCGUUUGGGGGCCUCGAGCAGUACACCCCGUCCUCGGGCGGCUCUCCGCGGCCGUCCGCAUCCAGUGCCCGCACCAUGCCGACGCCUUCCAUGAACAAGCGCUACUCGAGACAGUACGACUCUUUGCCCAUCGGCGACACCUCGUCUUCCCGACCUACCUCGCCACUGCCCGGCUCCGACGCCAUCCGCCCUCUGCGUCCACGGUAUGGCCAAAGCCCCGGCUAUGACGUCAUCCGCGUCAUUUCAACAGGAGGCGUCACCAAGGUCGUCAAGAUUGCCGAUUGCAACACCUGCGAGGAGGUCAUGCGAGUUACCCUAAGGAAGUUUGCUCUGAGAGAGGACCAUGAGAGGAAUUACUGUUUCUGGGUCCUGGCUGGCAUCGAGCCGGACCCCAACCAGUGCAGACGGCUGGGCGACACAGAGCUGUGGCGCAUCAUCAAGGACCAAAAACGACCUGAGCGAAACCGUUUGAUCCUACGCCGCGUGCCUGCUGGCGAGCCUGGGAUGCCCGAGCUCGAGAGGGCGGCGGGCAUUGCUAUCGAGGAGGCCCAGCAGAACCACAGCCGCGCCCUUGAGACGGUCGAUAAGAGAAGUCAGAUGAAGGUGCAAAAGCUUCUCGGCGAGAGAUGGAACGAUGAACUACAAAGCCCUCUUUCGCCCGUGUCCUUCCGUGACCGGGAGCGGAACGUGUACAACACCGCUAAGGAACUCGAGCGACCUGCAUCCAACGACGGCCCUAGAUCGGCGGGUCCGCGGAGGAACAAGGGUAUUCUGCGGUCAUUUGGCGGUCUGCGACCUCCAAGCGAGCUCAUCGCUUCCGACCUCACAUCCUACUUCCCUGACCACCCCAGGGAGGAGAUUGACCGCACCGCUCGCUUGUCUAUGAGAAGGUCAACACGUUUGAGCAAGGUCAACAGUCGACUCAGCGUGGCCAGCAACCUCAGCUUCGCGUCCAGCAUCCAAGACGCCCCUCCAAUUCCCACCAUCGCCGACAGCUGGCUUAAUGCAUCGAACAACAUGUCCAAGCCGCGGUCUGGUCUGCGUGUCACGCAUGCCUUCCGCGACUCGGUUGCCUCUUCCAUGCUCGACACCCUUCAGGAGGAGUCUCCGGUGGAGCCAAACCGCAAGUCAUACGUCUCCUUUGCCGACAGCUCCGACGGUGCCAGCGCUGCGGCUCUAAGCGUAACCGACCCCGAAGGCAACGUCACAAGGCGGAGCUAUUUUGAUGCCGAUGGCUCGACCGGAUCUGGGUCUCUCAAGGAUCUCACACAAGCCCUCAACGAAGAUGGGGAAGACGCAGACGAGGAGCUCGAGAGCUUCCUCGCGGGAGAAUCCUGGUCCGACGACAAGUGGAUGAAGGGAGCCAUGAUCGGCCAGGGUUCUUUCGGCUGCGUCUACCUCGCACUUCAUGCCGUGACCGGUGAGCUGCUGGCUGUGAAGCAAGUCGAGGCUCCUGCCCCUGGUGCCAACAGCCAAAACGACGCACGCAAGAAGAGCAUGAUUGAGGCCCUUAAGCGGGAAAUCAGUCUGCUCCGCGAUCUGAGACACCCGAAUAUUGUUCAAUACCUUGGAUGCAGCUCGUCGUCGGAAUACCUCAAUAUUUUCCUCGAGUACGUUCCCGGAGGCUCAGUGCAGACGAUGCUCAACUCAUACGGCGCCCUGCCCGAGCCUCUUGUCCGUAGCUUCGUCCGCCAGAUUCUCACUGGACUGUCGUACCUUCACAACCGGGACAUCAUUCACAGAGACAUCAAGGGUGCCAACAUCCUUGUCGACAACAAGGGUACUAUCAAGAUUUCCGAUUUCGGUAUCUCCAAGAAGCUUGAGGCGUCCAACAUCCUGAGCGGUGCCAACAACAACAAGCACCGCCCCUCGCUUCAAGGGUCUGUCUUCUGGAUGGCGCCUGAGGUUGUGAAGCAGACAUCCUACACCCGCAAGGCCGACAUCUGGUCUCUCGGCUGCCUGGUCGUCGAGAUGAUGACAGGCACCCACCCUUACCCCGACUGCAGUCAGCUACAAGCCAUCUUCAAGAUUGGCGGUGGCAAGGCUGCACCCACGAUCCCGGAUCACGCGUCCGAUGACGCCAAGACAUUCCUUUCACAAACUUUCGAAAUCGACCACAACCUGCGCCCGAGUGCGGACGAGCUCAUGCUUAGUCCCUUCCUUACGCCCAUCACAUAA